Messenger RNA from Scomber scombrus (Atlantic mackerel), 4439 nucleotides. It is a transcript of the gene filip1l, whose product is annotated as filamin A interacting protein 1-like. Lineage: Eukaryota; Metazoa; Chordata; Actinopteri; Scombriformes; Scombridae. The coding region runs from base 67 to 3792 and encodes 1241 amino acids. The record is from RefSeq and is a predicted model, not a curated record. The transcript is spliced from 6 exons.
GCCAGUGGCACUGCAGAGGUACAACAGCACAGUGGGCUAAAGCAUUGCUACAAGAGGUAAAGGAACAUGCGAUCCCGCAGCAACAGUCUGGAGGAUGUAACUAAGGCCAAGCUGGCGCAGCAGCAGGAAGGCACACGCAAGCGAACUGCGGAGCGGGAAGAGCCCGCGGGAAGGGCAGAGCGCCGUAGUCGACACCGGGAGCCACCGGAUGACACUGGCACCAUCCAGCGGAACAACAACACGGACAAGAACAAGAACAGCACCUGUGGCAGUGAUAGUGGUAGCACCAGUGGUGCUGCAAAGGGCGGCCGGAAGGAGAAAGGCAGGGACCUUUCCCGAGAUGACCUCGUCUUUCUACUGAGCCUGCUGGAGGGAGAGUUACAGGCCAGAGAUGAGGUGAUCACAGUGCUUAAGGCAGAGAAAAUCGACUUGGCACUGAUAGAGGCCAAGUAUGGUUUUGUGACACCACAGAAGGUCAUGCAGGCUCUGCAGAGAGACGCCAUCCAGGAUAAAGAUGACAUGUUGCAGGAAGACAUCUAUGAGAGGCCCAUGAUAGAGCUGGACAAGUUGGUAGAGAAGCAGAGGGAGACGCACCGGCGGAUGCUGGAGCAGCUGCUGAUGGUGGAGCAGUCGCACAAACAGGCCCUGUACAAGUUAGAGGACGAGAAGAGGAACCACGGAGAGUUCAUGAAGAAGAGCGACGAGUUCACCAACCUGCUGGAGCAGGAGCGCGAGAGGUUGAAGCUGUUAAUUGAUCAGGAAAAGGCUUACCAAGAACGAAAGGAGGAAGAGAACGACAAAAAGGUCUCAAGUCUGAAGGAAGAGCUGACAAAACUGAAGUCAUUUGCGUUGAUGGUAGUGGAUGAACAGCAACGCCUCACCGAGCAGCUGAAUCAACAAACAGCUAAGGUCCAAGAACUGAGUGCCAGUGCUUCACAAUCCCAAGAGGAGCUGAUCUCAGCUAAUGCCCGUCUGCAGGAAGAGGAGCAAAAGGUCAUUCGCUUGGAGGCUGAGCGGCGCGACCAAGCCAUUCGACACCAUCAAGAACAAGAGGCCAUGACUGCCAAAUUGACCAGCGAGGAUGCCCAAAGCAGGCAGCUGCGCCAGAAACUGUCAGCUCUCAGCAGGCAGCUUGAUGAGCUGGAGGAGACCAACAAGACCCUGCGCAGAGCUGAGGAGGAACUGCAGGAGCUAAGGGACAAAAUUAGCCGUGGUGAGUGUGGAAACUCUAGCCUCAUGUCUGAGCUCGAAGAGUUACGGAAAAGGGUACUUGAAAUGGAGGGAAAGGAUGAAGAGUUGAUCAGAAUGGAGGACCACUGCAGGGACCUCAACAAGAAACUGGAAAAAGAGGCCAACCAAAGUCGGAGCUUGAAGGCUGAAGUCGAUAAGCUGAACCACAGAAUUAUGGACUUGGAAAAACUAGAGGAUGCAUUUAGCAAGAGCAAACAAGAAUGCAACUUUCUCAAAAGUAACCUGGAGAAGGAGAAGACAGUGUCAAAGGUUCUGUCCAGUGAGCUGGAAGUCUUGAAAGUCAGGGUCAGAGAACUAGAGGCUGCUGAAAACCAGCUGGGAAAGACAGAACUGACACUGAAGGAAGAUCUCACCAAGUUAAAGACACUGACAGUCAUGCUGGUGGAUGAAAGGAAGGCAAUGGCAGAGAAGCUAAAGCAAAUGGAGAACAAAGUCCAAAACAGCACUGGAAAACUUCAGGCUGAACAGGACAAAGUUACAUCAGUCACAGAGAAACUAAUUGAGGAGAGCAAGAAAGCACUGAGGUCAAAGGCUGAGCUAGAGGAGAAAAUGUGCAGUGCUACAAAGGACAGGGAUGACCUGAAGGACAAGUUGAGGGCUGAGGAGGAAAAGAGCAAUGAUUUGGAGUCUAAGAUCAGUAUGAUGAAGAAAAGGAUGCAAUCACUAGAGACAAUAGAGAGAGAAUACCUGAGGAGCAAAGCUAAAGAGGAGAACAUCAAAACACCCAUUGCAAACCGCUUCCAACAAGAGGACAACAAAGUUAAGGAUUUAACACAGGAGGUUGAGCGUCUUAGACGCAAAUUAAAAGAUAUGAAGGUGGUAGAAGGUGACCUAUUAAAAACAGAGGAGUUAGAAUCACUGGAGAAAAGAUUUACUAACGAGCAGGAGAAAGCCAAGAUUUUGAUGGAGGAGCUGGAAAUAUCUAGAAAAGAACUUUCCAAGUACCAGCUGGCAGAAAAGAAAGAGUGCAACCAAGAGCAUGUUCUGUAUAAACGCUUGAAGGAGGAAGAGGCAAAGUCUAGCCAUUUGACCAGAGAGGUAGCAGCCCUGAAAGAGAAGAUCCAUGAAUACAUGGGAACAGAGGAGUCCAUUUGCUGUAUGAAAACUGACCACUCCACACUGCAAAGAAAACUGACACAGCAGGAGGUCAGAAACAAAGAAUUGGCCAGAGAAAUGGACACACUCACACGAGAGCUUGAGCGAUAUAGACGAUUUAGCAAAAGUCUACGCCCUGGCAUGAACGGGAGGCGCUUCUCAGAUCUGCAUGUUUCCACCAAGGAAGUCCAGACAGAUCCGCUUGACCUCAUGUCUCCCAACGGCAAGACAAUGGCACCACUGGAACGUGCUGUGGUGAACGGGAAGCUGUACGACGAGAGUGAGGCCGAGGAAAACGCGAAUUACAGCAACGAGCUUCAGCUCACGAAAUGCAGCCCCUCGCUCAUCAAUAAUGUAAACAACCUAAACAACAACAUGAGAAGAGCGAGAGUCCCGUUCCUCAAAAACAAAGAAAGCCCCCAUCAAGUGAAUGGUAAAGUGCAGCCACGGCAGAAUGGCAACCAUGUGCAGUCUGGAGAUGUUGUGUUGACCCACAGUCCUGGACAGCCUCUGCACAUUAAAGUGACUCCUGACCACGGACACAACACUGCAACGCUAGAGAUCACCAGCCCGACCGGAGAAAACACCCAGUCAUUCACCAGCACUGCCGUCAUACCCACAAGUGGAGGUCCACCCAAACAGAGAAUUACCAUCAUCCAGAAUGCAUCCAUAUCCCCAACUGCAAAAUCCAUUUCCCCCACGACAAAAUGUAAAGGUUCCCCUGUGUCAGACGAGCCGUGUUCACCAGAUAGGGCUCUAUCACCUUUCACUAUGUCUACAUACUCCAGGGCGAUGACCCCGGACUCUUGCGGCUCUGUAACACCAGACAGAGCCAUGUCACCUAUACAAAUUGUCUCGGUCACAACGGGCACCCCUGAUCGCUCCCUCUCCACGGAGCCAGUGGAAGUUGUCGGCGGGCACGCCGUCUUCCGUGUGACCCCUGAAAGGCAAAGCAGCUGGCAGGUCCAGAGGUCAAACAGCUCGGGGCCAAACGUCAUCACCACAGAGGACAACAAAAUCCACAUUCACUUAGGGAGCCCCUUCAUUCAGAGCAUCAGCACUCCGACACAAACGCUGAGUCCAUGCCACACGCCCGGACUCCAGGAGCAGAGGACUCAAGUGCUGGCCAAUUGCAGCACUCCUUCUGCCAAAGGCAACAGCAAAAUCACAAGUAGCAUCAUGAUUAAGCCCACCUCCACCCCAAUCCAAAGGCCAUCACAAAUUACAAUACCUCUAGAAGCAUUCCGGCGACCAGGACCUACGAGAAUCCCCAAACCGAAGGGCUACAGCUCCCAGAAAGGGACAAACAGUACUAAUCUUGGACUGCAGAACAAGGGUCAGCCGCCACAGACUCCUCUAACCACCGGGAAAGAUCAGCCAACGCAAACACCUGCAGCACACAACAACAACAACAACAACCCAAACCUAGUCAACCGCAGGCUGUGAUAUGGCUGAUGGCAGAAGGUCAGAUUAUAGUUCAGCUUAAAUAGCCUCUUAGUUCAUUUAGAUUUUAAGCAGCAGAUCUCACAAUCCAGAAUGAAAAAUAAUCAUGAAAAUCAAACUGUCAAAGUACUGAUUUAUUAUUUUUUCCAUCUCUCGUCCGCUAACCUAUAUCCAUGGUGCUCUGAAGACUGCAAAAUGCAACUGUUUAUGGUGUCAAUAUUAUGUUCAAUACACACUGUGUGAGAAAAAAAAAAAAAAAGUCAGAGAUUUUAGAGAAGUGGUUCUAAUGUUGAUUCAUUUCAUAUUUGAUGUCACUUUUGUGUGACUUGUGUGCAGAUGUCACUGUGAUCAAAAUAAAUAAUGCUAAAGAGUAAUGUUAAAAUAAUAAGUAUGUUACGUGUCGUUGAAAGAAAAAUCAAUGUUUAUUUGUAUUGAUUAGUUUGACGAUUCUAUCUGUUGUUAGAUACAGAUAAUGAUACAGCCAUUAGAUCCAUUUCUUCGGAUGGAACACGUGGACAUUUUUUAAAUAAGUGGCAAUAAUGUACAUAAAAGUGUAUUACUGAUGUGUUGUACUGCAGCUCCUUCAUAGUGAUAAUCUCUAAAAUGUGACAUUUGUGUUAUUUUUGGUUAUCAAUAAAGACUUUUUGUAC